Acanthosepion pharaonis is the source of this 606-nucleotide messenger RNA. Lineage: Eukaryota; Metazoa; Mollusca; Cephalopoda; Sepiida; Sepiidae. The record is from the annotation of a GenBank genome assembly.
AUGAUCCUUCUUUCUUUGUUGAUAAAACUUUUUCGUUUUGCCCCUCCUUCUAACUUUGUCAUGAUACUUUUUGCUUUGCCCGUCCUUCUGGCUUUUUCCGAUCUUUCUUUAUUGACUUUCCUGAUCCUUCUUCCUUUAUUGAUGAACCUUUUAGUUUUGCCCUUCUUUGUUCCUUCCAAAUUCAUCCUUCCUUCCUUCGUCUCUUAUAAUUCGCUUCCUAUCUCUGUUAUUAUUGAUUUGUUUAUAAUUAUCUCUCUUGAUCUAACCUCUCACUUCUUCUUCUUCUUCUUCUUCUUCUUUUUCUCUUUAAAGUACACACAGAGUCUAUCUAUAAAGAUGUUUCUAUCUAUGUCUGUUUUUAUAUUCUAUUCAUAUCUAUCGAUUUAUCUAUGUCCAUUAUUUCUCUAUGUAUGUAUGUAUGUAUGUAUGUAUGUAUCUAUCUAUCUAUCUAUCUAUCUAUCUAUCUAUCUAUCUAUCUAUUCAAUCUAUUCAUCUCUACCUAUUUACCUAAGUCUGUUUAUCUAUCUAUCUAUCUAUCUAUCUAUCUAUCUAUCUAUCUAUCUAUCUAUCUAUCUAUCUAUCUAUCUAUCGCUUACAUUUUCUUAA